This is a messenger RNA of Clonostachys rhizophaga, 1632 nucleotides long. NCBI's taxonomy places the organism in Eukaryota, Fungi, Ascomycota, Sordariomycetes, Hypocreales, Bionectriaceae. The record is from the annotation of a GenBank genome assembly.
AUGGGUUUCUCAAGCAUAUUCCAGAAGUCUUCUGUCGCUAAGUACGCACAAGGCAUAAAGGAGACUCCUCGCCAUAUCAUCUUCAAUGGCCCUCUUUGGUUCAGCUCCUUUUUGUACGCCCUGUCAGCGAUACCUCUAACCUGGGAGCAGGGCGCAUCUGCUGUGAUACCUAGUCUUCCGGGCUUUCAGAAGCAGUUCAAAGUUUCAUCUGGAGCGGAUGCUGACGCUAUCUCAAACUAUCUCUCCAUCAUCUACAUCGGGUAUGCGAUAGGAGCAGCCCUCUCAUUCUUCGCUAUUGAUAGCAUCGGCCGUCGCUGGGCCUACCGGGCUUACAUACUUCUCUUUAUCAUCGGUCAGAUUAUUUGCAUUUUCGCACCGAAUAUGGGAACCCUGUACGGUGCACGUAUUAUCACCGGGAUGGGCAUCGGUUCCCUCAGUGUUAUCGGGCCUAUGAGUAUCGCUGAAAUCUCGCCAAAGGAGAUUCGCGGUCUCCUUACCUCCUGGUAUACCGUAUGCCAAGGUAUAGCCCUUACCACUGCUAACUUCUGUGUUCUCGGCAUUAUUAAGCACAUCCCCAACAGCAAGGUUCAAUAUCAGAUCCCCUCCGCUGCUGUCUCUGGUUUUAUGUUUCUCUGUAUCCUUGCUAGUUUCUUCAUCACCGAGUCCCCUCGCUGGCUGCUGAUGGUUGGGCGUCGAGAGGAGGCGGUAGCUACGAUGGCCAAGCUACGCCAGCUGCCUCGGGAUCACGAGCGUAUCAUAGGAGAACUGGCUGACAUGGAAGCAUCUAUCGCCGCAGCCCACGGUGAUUUCGGUGGCAAGCCCAGCCUCUGGGUUGUGGCCAAGGAAACCUUCACCGUGGGCUCAAACCUUCGUCGUCUCCAGCAAGUUGCCAUGUGCUAUGCCCUUGCCCAGCUCUCUGGUGCCAAUUCGGUUACCAGCUACUUUAUCCCUAUUAUGAAGCUCUUGGGACACUCAAGCGACACUCAAUACUCCAUUUUCCUUAGCUCUAUGUAUGCAUUCUCCAAGCUUUGGUUUAGUUUGAUUGCCUCCUUCUUCUUUAUCGAUAUUGUUGGACGCCGCCGCUCCCUUUUCAUCGGAAUCGCCUUCCAGACCAUCUCGCAUAUCUAUAUUGCUGUCUUUAUCAAAUACCAGCAGCAGGGCCAGACGAAUGCCGCCUCUGGCCAAGCUGCUAUUGCAGCUCUUUUCGUCCAUGCCUUUGGCUACGCUGUCGGCCUCUUCAUUCUACCAUAUGUCUUUGGCGGCGAGCUUUGGCCUGAUAGAAUCCGUUCGUUUGGUGGUGCCGUUGGACAGACUUUCCACUGGCUGUUCAUCUUCGCUAUCAAACAGUCUCUCCCCAGUCUUUUACACAACACAAACAACUGGGGUGCUUUCCUUUUCUUCGCUGGCUGGUGUGUCCUCGGCUUGAUUUACAUAUACUUGAUGGUGCCUGAAAUCGCGGGUCUGAGUGUCGAGGAGGUCGAUAAGAUCUUCGAAGGCUCCUGGCUCAACGCAAUAAAGGUUACCCGGGCUCACCGUGCCCAGACACGCGCCUUCGACACUAUGGACGGCGUGGAAGAUGCUGGUUCUGAAACCGGCAAGCGGUCCGACAACAUCAUCUCUAUCAAAGUCUAA